AUGUCGAAAGCCCAGAAGGCGUUUCUUGACCGUGUUAUAAGGGUGGACCAAGCAGGCGAGUUAGGCGCCAACUACAUCUACAUGGGACAAUACGGUGUUUUAUCCCUGAAAUACCCCCACUUGAAGCCUAUCUUGAAACACAUGUGGGAGCAAGAGAUCUACCACCAUGAUAAUUUUAACCGUCUUCAGACAGAAAGGCGGGUGAGACCCUCGCUUUUCACACCUUUGUGGAAAAUCGGAGCAGUAGCUAUGGGGGCAGGGACUGCUCUCAUCAGUAAAGAAGCUGCCAUGGCAUGCACAGUUGCUGUAGAGACUGUCAUAGGUGGGCAUUACAACCAGCAGCUCCGCGUUUUGAUGAAGCAGUACAAUAUCGACGCUUUUGAUAAAAAGACCGGUGAGCUACUUCUGCCCGAGCAAUUGACUGAGGCUGCACGCACGUCGCCUGAGCUUUCUAAGUUAAAAGAUAUGAUCAGUACAUUUAGGGAUGACGAACUAGAGCAUUUGGACACUGCCGUUGAAAAUGAUGCUGAGAAAGCAGUGCCAUACAUCUUGCUCACGGAAACCAUCAAGUUGGUUUGCAGGGGUGCCAUCUGGACAGCCGAGAGAGUAUGA
Molecule: messenger RNA, 612 nt
Organism: Metschnikowia bicuspidata var. bicuspidata NRRL YB-4993
Lineage: Eukaryota; Fungi; Ascomycota; Pichiomycetes; Serinales; Metschnikowiaceae
Product: putative monooxygenase
Exons: 1
Coding region: 1-612 (203 amino acids)
Biological process (GO): ubiquinone biosynthetic process
Cellular component (GO): mitochondrial inner membrane
Molecular function (GO): 3-demethoxyubiquinol 3-hydroxylase activity
Source: RefSeq, a predicted model, not a curated record